Messenger RNA from Aspergillus welwitschiae, 1085 nucleotides. RefSeq lists its product as uncharacterized. The coding region runs from base 115 to 915 and encodes 266 amino acids. The record is from RefSeq and is a predicted model, not a curated record. The transcript is spliced from 3 exons. Lineage: Eukaryota; Fungi; Ascomycota; Eurotiomycetes; Eurotiales; Aspergillaceae.
GCGGAAGUCAGUCUUCGCAUCGUGUCUUUUCAACUCUUCCUACCUGCUAGCUGGCGCAAAUAUACAGCCAGGAGCUCAGACCGAACUUAUAAGCGCUCCCUCAAAAACCACCCAAUGCGUCCUGUCAUCCUGCUGAGCGCGCAACUGCGCUCCGCACUUCCCCGGAGCGUGCGGAGAGACCUCAACAGCAAGCUAUUUGCUCGGUUGAAGACGACCCAGAACCCUGUACCUCCGCCGAAGCCCAGUGCUCCUUUUAUUAAGCGGAAGGAGCCUCUUGCACCCCGGAAUCCGCAGACAUCUCCUACCAAGCAUGCCAAAUUGACGUUUCGCAAAGGGCCACCGGAAAAGAUCGUGGUGUAUUAUAGCGGAAAAGGAAAGACAGCUGUGGUGGGAACAUUGAAGCUCGUUUCUCUCUUAAUAUUCGGGGUUUCCUGUUUUCUUCUUGCUCCAGCAUUCGCAUCAUCGGACGAGCAUCCAUGGUACCUCGCCCCCGCAAUUGCAAUUGGCGGUACUCUUCCGAUGAUCUUCAUCCUCUACACUACAUCUCCAUUUGUCGUUUACGUGCACGUUGCCAUCCCCGCUUUUGCCCGCCGCUCUCGCGAGACUAUGAUUGAAUAUGUGAAGAACCUGCCGCCCACGGCCACCUUGUACAUGACCACCAUUCGGCCAACUUCGCUUCCUCAACAGACAGAGGUCAGGCUGGGUGACUUGGUUCUCAACAAGUCUUUUCUCCGGCCUAUAACCUUUACCAAUUCGAAGCCCGCGCCCUCUCCAUGGUGGGCAGGAAAAACCCCUCAACACUUCUACACGGAUGUGAAGGCCCAGCGCUCGACUGAAUACCCGAACUACUUCCCUGCGUUGUGGGAUAAUGUGUACAAGCAAAUCCAGAAUAAGGGCUUGAAGAAACAGAACUGAGAGAUUCACUGAACUUGUUUGAUACCAAUGGCAGAGUAGGAGCUUGAUGGUACAUAAUCAUCGCCAAGGUCCCAGUCUGUUUUUGCUGUUUGCUUCGUGACCAGCAAAGCGAGCUGGCUUCAGCUCAUUCACAGCAACUUAGUUCUAUCUCUGCUGUUGCACCAUUUGAU